AUGGCAGAUGGUUCCGUGGUCAGUGCUGGUGCCGCUAGCUGGCAUGAGGUCCCUACGACCGGUGUCAAGGUCCACCUAAAGACUUUCAUUGUGGUCAUUUGCAUCAAUCUCGUCUAUUUCUCUCAGAUCACGGCCAUUAUCGGUUCGGGAUUUCUGGCCCAGCCUAUUGCUGCGCUUGUUGGCGGCACCUCCCAGACUAUGUGGUUCAACCAGUCCAUCAACCUUUUGGGUAUUGCUAUCUGCCUUCCUGUGUCUCAAAUGGCUGACUACUGGGGGAGGAGAUGGGUCCUCAUUAUCCUACUAGUCAUUGGCGUCGCAGGCGCUCUUAUGGUCGCCCGAGCGCAAAACGUCGCAACUGUGAUUGCCGGCUUCAUUUUGAUUGGUAUCAACUAUGGCUCUCAGCCUAUCCUAUUCGCCGUGCCGUCCGAGGUGUUGCCUAGAAAGCAACGUCCUAUUGCUCAGGCUACUAUUAACAUGUCCGCUAGUAUCGGUGGAGUCCUCAGUUUGGUUAUGGGCGGUGCCCUUCUUCGAUAUAAUCAUAUUGAGAAUUACCGUAUUUACUUUUAUGUGGUAGCGAUCUUUUAUGCUCUUUCCUUUCUCGGUAUUUUAUUCUUCUAUCACCCCCCACCACGAGAAGAGGAAGUCUCGCUUGAGUUUAUGCAAAAGCUCAAGAAACUCGACUGGAUUGGGUAUGCUCUGUUCGCACCUGGACUGGCCAUAUUCUCUAUGGGCCUAUCAUGGUAUCAGAAUCCGUAUCCAGGGACUGACGUGCACGUCCUGGCACCCCUUAUCAUUGGUCUUGUUAUAAUCAUCUGCUUCGGGCUGUACGAGUGGCGUAUCAAAAAAGACGGCAUUGUUCACCACGCGAUCUUCAGGCACCGUAACUUACUCAUCGGACUCCUCGCUGUGUGGAUUGAUGGAGUGAGCUUCUUUACAGCUAACUCAUAUUUCGCUCAGCAAUUUGGUAUGUUCACCGGCAAGGACAUGCUUAUGACAGGUGUUGCAUUCGGCAUGUUCUUUAUGGUUGGUGCUGUCGCUACUAUCGGCUUUGGCUGGGUAUCCACCAAGUUCCGGAGCGUCCGAGUGCCGGGUAUCAUCAGUUUGGCUCUAGUUGUUCUCUUCAAUGUCCUCAUGGCGACCACGACACCCUCAACUCCUGAAGCAAACUACUGGGGCUAUGCUGUCUUUGCUGGCCUUGGCCUCGGAGGUAUCAUCCCAACCUUUAUGGUCGCCGCCCAGUUGACAACGCCACCAGAGAUGAUCUCUUUGGUAUCCGGCCUCGUCAGUGUCUGCAGACCCAUCGGAGGCGUUAUUGGCUUAGCCAUCAAUAACGCCGUGAGGCAUAAUACCCUAUCCGAGGAGCUACCUAAGAAGGUAGGCGCGGCAGUUCUCCCUCUCGGCCUUCCCAGGUCAUCUCUCAGCCAGCUCAUCAUUGGCUUGGCGAAUGGCGACAAUGCCGGGCUGAUCAAAAUUCCGGGCACCACACCUGAUAUCAUUACUGCAGCGACGGGUGCAUUUUUGAGCGCAAAUGGAGUUGCGUUCAGGAACUGCUGGAUCACUGCCGCAUGCCUGUGCGUACCUGGUGUCAUUGUUGCCUGUUUCCUUAAGGAUCCUCGCUCUGAAUUCAAAGCGCAUAUUGAUGCACCUGUUGAAUACGAGGUAGCUGAGGAACAGAAGAGAGUAGAGACACAGCAUGUUGAGGAUACGGAGAAUAUCAUGAAGGGAAAGGGUUCGGAGUGA
Clonostachys rhizophaga is the source of this 1740-nucleotide messenger RNA. The record is from the annotation of a GenBank genome assembly. NCBI's taxonomy places the organism in Eukaryota, Fungi, Ascomycota, Sordariomycetes, Hypocreales, Bionectriaceae.